Messenger RNA from Desarmillaria tabescens, 2493 nucleotides. Its product is annotated as OPT-domain-containing protein. NCBI's taxonomy places the organism in Eukaryota, Fungi, Basidiomycota, Agaricomycetes, Agaricales, Physalacriaceae. Bases 1 to 2493 code for a protein of 830 amino acids. Gene Ontology annotation, cellular component: plasma membrane. Gene Ontology annotation, biological process: transmembrane transport. Gene Ontology annotation, molecular function: oligopeptide transmembrane transporter activity. The transcript is spliced from 27 exons. The record is from RefSeq and is a predicted model, not a curated record.
AUGUCUGCUGAUGAGAAGAGGAAAGACUACGCUGACGCCGUCGAGAAGGAGUCCGAUGGCUCCUUCAACGAGAAGGCCAUCGUUCCGGACAUCGAUGUCGUCGGUUUAGAUAUCCAAGCUCUCAGUAGUGACGUGGAGGAAGCUGCCGCUGCCGCUGACAAUAUGUCGACCGAGGAAGUUGAGGAAUGCUUGAGGCACAUAAUUGAUGUGCAUGGCAAGGAUCCCAACUUUCCAACUCGGGCGCUGGAGCUCAGCCGGGACGAUCCCGUUGCUUUUCAGAAGCUUUACGAUGAGGUCAAGAUUGAAGCCGCUAUGGUCAUAGUUAAUUCUCCUUACGCCGAAGUCCGCGCGGUUGUUGAUAACCACGAUGAUCCUAAUUUGCCGGCCUUGACCUUCCGAGCUGGUGUCAUUGGGCUAGUCUAUGUCGUUAUCGGUGCAUUCCUCAACCAGUUCUUCUCAAUCCGUCAGCCGGGAAUUACAAUCUCUUCAAAUGUUGCACAGUUAUUGGCGUUCCCUGCAGGAAAAUUCUUCGAGCAGGUGCUACCUACCACGAAAUACAGUACAUUUGGUUAUGAGUGGUCAUUUAAUCCUGGUCCUUUCAACAUGAAAGAACACAUGGUUGCCACCAUCAUGGCUAACGUUGGUUUUAACACACCAUACACAGCAUACGUGAUAUGGGUACAGUUUGCUGAACGGUUCUUCAACGAGUCUUGGGCCACAAACUUCGGAUACCAGAUCCUUAUCUCCUUGUCUACGAACUUUAUCGGUUAUGGUCUGGCUGGAAUGACACGACGCUUCCUUGUCUACCCAUCGUAUGCAAUAUGGCCCACCAAUCUAGCCACUAUCGCUUUGAAUCGUGCUUUCCACUCGGAAACAAAUCAGACCGCUAAUGGCUGGAAAGUCUCUCGAAUGAGAUUCUUUCUGUACGCUUUCGGGGGGAUGUUCGUGUAUUUCUGGUUCCCAAAUUACAUCUUUCAAGCUCUGUCGUAUUUCAAUUGGAUGUCCUGGAUUGCUCCAGAUAACGUCCUACUCGGCGCAGUCACGGGUAGUAUCGGAGGCCUUGGUUUAAAUCCGAUCCCGACGUUCGAUUAUAAUGUUCUCUCCGUCGGUGGUGACCCUCUCAUUAACCCGUUCUUCACGAUUGCCAACUACUUCCUUGGUGCCAUCGUCACACUCCCGAUUAUAAUCGCACUUUGGGUGAACAACGUUUGGUACACUGGAUACCUGCCGAUCAAUUCCAAUGGUGUAUUCGAUAACACAGGCGCUCGGUAUAACGUCUCGAUGGCUGUGGACGAGCAUUCUCUCUUCGACGAGGCAUCGUAUAAAGCGUACUCCCCUGCUUACCUUGCUGCCGGUAAUAUCUUGUUGUACGGUUUCUUCUUUGCGACAUAUGCAGCAACUAUCUCCCACACAUUCCUUUACCACCGGAGGGAAAUCGCUAUGGGAUUCCGAAGUCUUUGGAAGAGAAAGCCCUUGAAAGACGACAAAUUCGAUAUACACAGCAAGCUAAUGGGGGCCUACGCUGAAGUUCCCGAGUGGCAGUAUCUAUGUGUUUUAGUAGUUUCUAUCGGCCUCGGUGCUGCCGGCGUAGCUGCGUACCCGACCUCAACGACACCGGCUGUUGUUCUCUACGGCAUCCUCCUCGCGGUCAUAUUUUGCAUUCCCAUUGGUAUCAUCGCUUCGAUCACGAAUGCCCAGGUGACGCUCAACGUCCUGGCUGAAUUCUUCGGUGGUCUAUGGUUCCCCGGGAAUGCGAACGCCAUGAACUUCUUCAAGUCUUACGGAUACGUCACUACCGCACACACCUUGGCAUUUGCUCAGGAUCUGAAGCUUGCACAUUACACCCACAUUCCGCCCAAGGUCACUUUCUGGGUGCAAAUGAUAGCAACCUUGGCGUCGACCUUCGUCUGUGUUGGAAUCUUAAACUUCCAGAUGACCCAAAUUCCCGAUGUCUGUUCGUCUACACAGAAAGACAGGUUCACUUGUCCAGGCGCCAAUACGUUCUUCACUGCGUCGGUUCUCUGGGGAACUCUUGGACCUUCCAGGAUGUUCGGAUCAGGGGCUAUCUAUAACCCUCUGAUUUGGUGCUUCUUGAUCGGCUUUGUCUUGCCCAUCAUCGUGUACUUCUUGACGCCCAGGAUACCAAUUUUCAAGUACUUCCACCUCCCGGUCUUUUUGAUCGGAACGCUCAUCUGGGCACCUUACAACUUGUCGAAUACCUGGCCGGCGGUUCCCAUUGCCUAUCUCUUCAACGUUUUCAUCAAGAAACGGUUCCUCUCGUGGUGGUCGAAAUAUAAUUAUAUCUUGGCAUCAGCAUUUACAUGCGCGAUUGCCCUUUCGGCUGUUAUCCAGUUCUUUGCCGUACAGUAUGUUGGUGCAGAGAUUAAUUGGGGUCCAAACACGAUCCCUUAUGCUGGCUGUGAUUCUGACGGAUGUACGUAUUACACCCUUGCGGAGGGGGAGCACUUUGGGCCUGGUGUCGGUGAAUUCUAG